UGCUCAGUUCCAAUUAAUAAACCCUAAACCCUUCCUCCACUCAUUAUUACUUAUUUGGGGUUGAAGUUUCACUUUUCCGGCAAAGUAAAAUGGCGGAUAUGGAUUUGGACUUCGAUGGUCCAAGUAAAGUUCCAACUAGACAAGCCCGUUUUGCUCCCAAAAGCUCUAAACUCAAGCCCCAAAUAGCAACCAAACCCAAAACUGAAACACAGCCAUCAUCUAUUUCGACUAAAAAAGAAGAACUGGGCCCACAACCCCCACUAACAGAUCAUUUAACGGAAAACGGAGCCGCAAAGGGUAACGACGACGUUCCGUUGGACGGAGAGAAAACGGGAAAUGACGUGGCAGAAGAACAAGUUGCCAUGGAAACUGAUAACGAUGAAGAUGAAGUUGUUCGUGAAAUUGAUGUGUGUUUUACUCCUUCAUUUGAUCCUACAACUCAGCUAUAUGUGUUUCAAUAUCCAUUGAGGCCGGUAUGGCGUCCCUAUGAAUUGGAGGAACGAUGCCAAGAGGUGAGGUUGAGACCUUCAACUGCAGAAAUGGAGGUUGAUUUGGCGAUAGAUUUUGAUUCUAAAAAUUUUGAUAGAGACUCUGUCCACGCAGCAACGAUGAAAAAGCAGACUCUUUCUACAUCAUGGAUGCCAUUACCAACUUGCGCCUCUGAAUAUGCUGUUGGGGUCCUCAUUGGUGAUAAGUCAGGAACUGCUAUAAUGCUUCUGGCUCUCUUAUCUACGCCAAUUCCUCCAUCAAAAUUUGUGGCUCCUAACAGAUUGAGAAUCCACUGUUUACAUUUUGCCAGUUUCGAGCAAAUCCGCAUAGGUCUGCGAACAUUGGCACUUGAUAAGUCAUUUCCUCAAAAGGGAUAUCCAAGGAAAGCUAUAACUGCAGCCCAUGGUGCUUCUGAUGCACCUCCAGAGGAGAUAGAGGCAGUAAUUAAUCAGGUUGCUGUAAACAUCCAUGGUGUCUAUGUUCUGAAGUCAUCACCAGAUAAUCCACAGUAUGACGCAUUCAGGAAAGUUGUAAUUGAUCUUCUUAUGGCUGAAGGGCCGAGUGCAAAGCUAAAGAAAGCAACUAUAAUUGAAGCUGCCAAGUUGCAACUGGGAAGGGAUAUUAACCCUGUUGAGUUUCAAAAGGUUAUGAAGGAACUGUGUAAUUCAGAAAAUUCAGCAUGGGUUUUAAAACGUGGUGACGGCAAUCCACAAUAGUCUGCUAUCUCUAAUUCAAGUUGUACAGGUCACGGAAAGUAUAUGUUAGCUGCAGAAAUUCUCAUUAAUGAGCAGGAAGUUGGCUUUGCUUGAGGUUUCCCUUUACUCUUGAGAAGCAUAUCUGUUUAGUUUUGGGGUUAUACAAUGUCUAAAGUAUAUGGCUGAGCUGUUGGUAGGAAACGCUUUGCAUUGCAAAUCUGGUAGAAAAUUUAGGAGAUAAUAUCACAUUAUCCGAAGAAAUUGGAGAGAUAUAGAUCUUCCAUUUAAUCACUCUUUUUCACUCAAGAAUUCCAAGUUGGUACUAGUUUUAUGAUGACCUGCUGCAUUUAUACAAAGAUACAUCUGCAUUGACAAGAUUUAAGUAGAGCAUGCUACGAGGCAUUUGUUUCAAUUUCAAUCUCCACUGAUAUAAUGAGGGUACAAGAAGUAAAGUUUUAUAUAUUUAUCA
Molecule: messenger RNA, 1653 nt
Organism: Lycium ferocissimum
Lineage: Eukaryota; Viridiplantae; Streptophyta; Magnoliopsida; Solanales; Solanaceae
Exons: 8
Coding region: 90-1205 (371 amino acids)
Biological process (GO): DNA-templated transcription
Cellular component (GO): nucleus; RNA polymerase III complex
Source: RefSeq, a predicted model, not a curated record